CAGUAUGGAGGCGCUGGCUGCUGUCUGAAUGAGUUUGUGGUUCUUCGCCGACGGCUCCUGAGCGGCCGCUCCCUGGACGCGUCGGAGGAGCAGCGGGGCGGAGAAGCCGAGCGGUUCGCCUGCAGUUUUUGUCACUUUGUUGGAUCCAGCGCUCCUGAGAGGUCUCCUCCUGAAUGGGUGGAUCAUGACAAUCAUCACGUCCUCCAAAGAGGGACACUGACGCCUCCGCUUCUGUCCUCGGCUCUUCUGUCAAGUUGGAACCAGCCUGUGAAACGAUGAACUCUCGCAGUCGCCAAAUGGACGUGAGCACGGCGGCGCUCCCCUCGCAGGUUCCCUCUGCCACCUCAGCCAUCCUCCCCAUGGACCUGCGCGUCGUCGACCACCCUCACCACCACCACCAGCAGUCUCCCUUCGGCCUGGUCUCCCAGCCCCACCCCGCGCCAGCCCCCUCCGCAGCCUGCCCUGCGUCAUCGGAGCCGGGCAACGGGCCGGUUGUUGGCCGUCAGGACCAGCACCUGCAGCAAGAACUGGUGGCUCUGAAGCACAAGCAGGAGCUCCAGAGGCAACUACUGAUUGCUGAGUUUCACAGGCAACACGAGCAGCUGUCGCGGCAACAUGAAGCCCAACUGCAGGAACACAUUAAGCAUCAACAGGACCUGCUGGCCCUCAAGCAUCAACAAGAGCUGCUGGAGCAUCACAGGAAGAUGGAGCAGCAGCGUCACGAGCAGCAGCUGGAGAAGCAGCAGCGGGAACAGAAGCUCCAGCAGCUGAAAAACAAGGAGAGGGGACAAGAAAGUGCUGUGGCCAGCACAGAAGUAAAGAUGCGGCUUCAGGAGUUCGUCCUGAACAAGAAGAAAGCCCUGGCUCAGCGAAGUUUAAACCACUGUCUGCCCAGCGACCCACGCUACUGGUAUGGCCGAGUCAGGAAACUGAAGCUUCACUUAAGAAAAACUCAGCAUAGCUCUUUGGACCAGAGCUCCCCCCCUCAAACGACGCUGUCGGCGUACACUCAUCCGAUGCUGGGAGCGUUCGACUCAAAGGACGACUUUCCUCUGCGGAAAACAGCAUCUGAGCCCAACCUGAAGCGGCGUUCGUGGCUGAAGCAGAAAGUGACGGAGCGCCGCAGCAGCCCUCUGCUGCGCAGGAAAGAUGGGCCGAUCACUACAGCCAAGAAGAGAUCCCUCGACAUAGCUGACUCUGCAUGCAACAGUGCGCCAGGCUCCGGGCCCAGCUCCCCCAACAACAGCUCCAGUAACAUCCCCUGUGAGAACGGCGUCCCCAUCGCCAACAGCCCCGGAGAGGCCUCUCUGAUUCAGAGGCUGGCUUCCAGGGAGAGCUCAGUCAGCCAGCUGUCUCUCUACACCUCACCGUCUCUGCCCAACAUCACCUUAGGACUGCCCGCCCCGGGCCCUGCAAGCUCUGUGGUAUCGGGACACCAAGACGGCGAGAGUCAUCUGGCACUGCCAGCGCUGCAGCCGGGCAUUCCACUGACCCCGGCUUUUCUGCCCACCUCCCACCUGCCGUCCUACUUGGCCUCCGCAGCGUUGGACAGGGAGGGGCCUGGAGGGGGCGCAGCUGGUCACAACCCCCUCCUCCAGCACAUGGUGCUAAUGGAGCAGAGCCACAGCUCGAUGGUCGGACUGGGUGGCCUGCCCCUCCCAUCUCCCACCGUCUCCAAGCUGGUGCGGGGCCACCGUCCCCUGGGAAGGACCCAGUCGGCCCCCCUGCCCCAGCAGCCGUGCGGACAGGCGCAGGCCCUGCAGCAGCUGGUGGUGCAGCAGCAGCACCAGCAGUUCCUGGAGAAGCACAAGCAGCUGUUUCAGCAGCAGCACAUCAUCAAUAAGAUCAUGUCCAAACCCGUCGACCAGGUGUCGGCUGCCGGUUCUGGAGCCUCUGUGCCGGGAAGGCAGCAUCAGAGCCACCCAGAGGAGACGGAAGAGGAGCUCAGGGAGCACCAGGGACUCCCCUCGUUGUCGUCGGCGGCGGCGUCAUGCGGGCCAGAGACGGGGUUGAUACGAGGUCUGGCCAUUAAGCAGGAACCUCCAGACCUCCAAGAGCAAGAGGAGAGGGAACAACGGGAGAGACAGGCUGAGCAGGACUUCAUGUUCAAACAGCAGGCGAUGCUGUUGGAGCAGCAGCGGAUCCAGCAGCUGAGGAGCUACAGAGCCUCCAUGGAAGCGGCCGGCUUACCGGUCACCAUUACUGCACACCGCCCUCUGUCCAGGACCCAGUCGUCUCCAGCCUCCGCUUCCUUCCCCAUUGUGGUCCAGGAGCCCCCAGUGAAGCAUCGCUUUACCACAGGUCUGGUGUAUGACUCCUUGAUGCAGAAACAUCAGUGUAUCUGCGGCAACGCCACUAUUCAUCCAGAGCACGCCGGCCGUAUUCAGAGUAUCUGGUCCCGGCUGCAGGAAACGGGCCUCAGGGCCCAAUGUGAGUGUAUCCGUGGUAGGAAGGCCUCUCAGGAGGAGUUGCAGACGGUCCAUUCUGAGGCCCACGUCCAGCUGUACGGGACCAACCCGCUGAGACAGAAACUAGACUGCUCGGCGAACUCCAUGUUUGUGCGGUUACCGUGCGGAGGCAUCGGGGUGGACAGUGACACAAUCUGGAACGAGAUCCAUUCGUCUACGGCGGCUCGUCUGGCCGUCGGCUCCGUGGUGGAGCUGGUUUUCAAAGUAGCAACGGGGGAGCUGAAGAACGGUUUCGCUGUAGUUCGACCACCUGGACACCACGCGGAGGAGAGCACGCCCAUGGGCUUCUGUUAUUUCAAUGCUGUCGCCAUCGCAGCCAAGCUCCUGCAGCAGAGGCUAAACGUCAGCAAAAUCCUCAUAGUUGACUGGGAUGUGCACCAUGGUAACGGCACCCAGCAGGCCUUCUACGCGGACCCCAGCGUUCUCUAUCUGUCGCUGCACCGCUACGACGACGGCAACUUCUUCCCAGGCAGCGGAGCGCCUGACGAGGUGGGCAGCGGCGCUGGCGUGGGCUUCAACGUGAACAUGGCAUUUACCGGAGGGCUCGAACCUCCAAUGGGGGAUGCAGAGUACCUAGCUGCCUUCAGAACGGUGGUGAUGCCCAUCGCCAACGAGUUCGCCCCAGAUGUGGUCCUGGUGUCGUCCGGCUUCGACGCCGUGGACGGACACGCCCCGCCCCUGGGAGGAUACAAGCUGUCAGCCAAAUGCUUCAGCUACCUGACCAGGCAGCUGAUGGGCCUCGCCGGCGGUCGCUUGGUGCUCGCCCUGGAAGGAGGUCAUGACCUCACAGCCAUAUGCGAUGCCUCUGAAGCCUGCAUUUCUGCUCUGCUCGGCAUUGAGUUGGACCCCAUUCCCUACGAGGUGCUUCAGCAGAAACCAAAUGCCAACGCGGUGCGCUCUAUGGAGAAAGUCAUCGAGGUUCAGAGUAAAUAUUGGCGCUCUCUGCAGCGCUCUGCCUCCACACUCGGUUGCUCGUUGAGCGAAGCGCUGCAGCGCGACGCGGAGGAAGCUGAAACCGUCUCAGCCAUGGCUUCGCUGUCAGUCGCUAACAAGCACAUCGGAAAGAGGGCCGAGGAUGAGCCGAUGGAGGAGGAAGCUCCCAUGUAAAAGAAACAAACAGACGCUAAGACCAGCGUCCUCAUCCCGUCAGUCAGUCUGGAUUCCCGGUACAUUCCUUUGUCUCGCCGCCGUCGGACCCGAUCGGACCCCCCUCUAUCUUCUGAGACGACGGUGGCAGCUGACGACCGUGGCGCUCUCGGAGGAAGCGGUCGGCCGAAGAUGGGUUUCCGCCCGUUAGUCGCACACCAGACGGUUAACAUUAAAUGUGUCGGACACCAGAGCCAGUUAUCCCACAGUGGCAGCCUGCAGUGCUCUUACGAAAACACUAAACCUGUACAUUGUGACUGCCGCUCUGAACCGUACCCAGACGUGCUGCAGGCCUCUACUUCUCGUACGUUUUAUUUUAUUCUGUUCAAAGCCACCUGAGCUGUUUGUUGACGUGACUCUGCACUAAAGGAUGGAUUCCCGCCUUUUCAUGGCGUCCAACUGAGAGGGCGAAAGGCGGUGAAUAUCCCGCGUUUUUUCCGAGGUGAAGUUACAGAUGAUCCAAGGAUUCAGACAGUAAAAGUCAGUUUGUGCCUUUUUUUUUUUUUUUUAAUUGGUGAUUUUUCUGUUGCUCCACUUAAAGAGCUUUGCCUUAAAAAUGGAUCUCAAUGGACUUUGGAUCAAGGAAUCUUCUCACCAUCCACGUAGAAGUUUCUUUUCCUGGCAAGACAUGAGCUGCCUGCAUGUUUCCGGCACAUAGACUCGAGGGCGUUGGCAUGUUUACUUGUAUUAUUCUGCUGCCGGUCUACUGUCUGCCCCUCCUUUUGUUACAUUUAGGAAGGUAGUUCUCAGCCAAAAGUGGGAGACGAGUUCAAGACUGACUAAAAGGAGAGGCCAUUUUAUUUAUUUGUGGAUUACUAAAGCUCGGAUCCUCUUUAUUAGGCAAAGCCGGACCCAUUAGGGCAGAAUAUCUAACGCUUGCUGUUUCAGCGAAAGGGUCUGCAGCGAUAAUUCCUACAGCAGAGUUGCGUCACUUUUUAAAAAAGAUUAUUGAGGAGUGUAAUUACUCUCAACUGGGCCAAUUUGUUUUUACCGUCCCACCUGGGAUUCCCCGGAGCUGCUGUAGCUCUCACAGCUGCUUUAAAACAUCUUCAGGCCCUUGGAAGCACAUCUGCUCCCCAAAUGUCAGGUGCUGUGAGGCCGGUGGGCGAACAUCUCCGCCUGUUCAUAUACAGUGAAAUACAAGCUGUUCUUCAUCAAUAUGAAGCAGAGCACACACUAAUUACCGUUGUUCCUUUAUAACCCUACUUAAAUAAUAAUUAGAUCAGCGUUUUUAUUUACUUAGUCCAUUGUUUUAAGGUCUUCUUCCAGCACUGCCGUUUUGGUACAGCAAACUAAACAUUAAUUCACGGUUUUAGGGGCCCCAGAAUGUUCUUAACAGUAAGAGGCUACAGAUUUUGCACCAUUAUGAAACCCAACACCACUUUAAGGUCGAAAUGCUGUUUUCAUUAGUUCUGUUGGUUGCAAUCUGCAGGUUCGCCACUAGAUGGCGGUAAAAUACACUGGUAAAUAAUACAAAUCUAAGGAUUAUGUUUAGCUUGAGCAUUAUGAAUAUGGGAAAAGGUUUAAAUGAUUAGACUUUACACACCUUUUAAUUUCAAAAGCCAUGCUUGGUGUAACUUUUCAGUAUCAAAUUUUAAUCAUCCAGCUAACUUUUUUUGUUGGUCCAACUUCUGGGAAAACUACCUUCUGACCUUUUUUUUCCCUAAUUAACUAAUCUGUGGUUGUUUUCUGGGCAUAAAACACUGAUCUGUGUAGGAUUCUUGCCACAAACGUCAACAAUUUCAUUGAUUUUGUUGCUCUUCGGUGACCUUAUAAGACUUUUUCGUGCACAUGAGUCAAACUUUUUCUCUGUUACUUUGUAAAGCUGACUUGCUUCACAACAAGUUUGGGUUCAAACUCUUUUGUAGUAGACGACGUUAUAUGGAAACAUUGGUGGGUUCAUUGAUUGUUACUAUUUUUAUUUCGGGUGGGGUGGGCAGAAAUGUUUGGACGCAAAUGUUUCUACUUUGUAAAAUGAUGGAUAUUUACUGUAUGUUCAUAGUAGAUUUAUAUAUAAAAGAAAGUAUAUUAUAUAUCUAUACAUACUGAACACUUUGAUCUUUAGAAAACAACACUGGUGGUUUCUAAUCAGUCGUAUGUGUUGUCGGCUCUUUUUAACGCCUUUACUGGCUGUCUUUGGUCACUGUUUAAUGUUUAUAGCACCGUUUUACUCGUCUUUCACAAGUGGUGGUUUAUCACUUUUAUUUAUCAGAUGGGUACCACAAACACUGUUACAGUUUGCCUCACAUAUUCAUGCACAUACCUGUACCAUUCUAUGUUUUUGAUGCUGUACGGUUCGCUGUAAUUGUAGGACAGCACGGAUCCGUGUGAGGGCAUUUCAGUUUAACGUUUUGUACUUAUCACUUAGAAAUUAGAGGUUUGUUUCUCCCAUAUUCUCCUUUUUUUCGGUUUUUAUUUAAGCAUCGGUCCUUAGAGAGGUGUGAGCAGUCAGUCUUACCCACAUAACGUACUGAAAUGAUCAGACUUUUAUGUAAAUAACCAUGUAAUGCAGAGCCGAAGAGAAUGUUUGUUUAUCAAAUACAGUCAAUCUAAAACGUUUAAAAUACCAGGUCUUGUGAGAAGAAAAUAAGUCAUUUCAAAACCUUUUACAACUUCAAUAUGAUGUACAUUUUCUAAAAUUCAUCUGAAAAGCAGUUGUGUUGGAUGGGGGGGAUUAUAUAAUGUGA
Molecule: messenger RNA, 6301 nt
Organism: Fundulus heteroclitus (mummichog)
Lineage: Eukaryota; Metazoa; Chordata; Actinopteri; Cyprinodontiformes; Fundulidae
Gene: hdac4
Product: histone deacetylase 4
Exons: 28
Coding region: 276-3575 (1099 amino acids)
Biological process (GO): chromatin organization; negative regulation of transcription by RNA polymerase II
Cellular component (GO): histone deacetylase complex
Molecular function (GO): histone deacetylase activity
Source: RefSeq, a predicted model, not a curated record